CUGAAGGUCCUAUUGAGCCAUCCAAAUAUCAUAGAGCCCUAUAUCCAUGUACAAAGGUACUGCUGAUCAUAAUGAUCACUUCAUCUUAUUAAAAUACCUAAAAUGCAUGUCGCGAAUCCUAGGCCACACAAAGUGCCUUUUUAGGAUCACGAUCACUUUCUCACCCCAACCCCAUCCUAUUAAAAGCACUCUACUGAUAAUCACUUUUCAUCACUUUCACUCCGUCUUUCUUAAACCUUUCCAUGCUCGCCAUUCACAUAUCCAUCUAAAACUCUUCAUAUUCUGAUAUAAUAAACACCAUGAUUGCAUCGGAGAAAAGACACAAUACUAAUCUCCUGGAUGCCUCGUUUUCCUCCUACGCCACCCAAGAACGCUUCAUUAUUAAACUCAGUCACCCUCAGAUCAACCCAAAAAAGAAGGCACAAGACGAUGAACUUGGGAUUUUUGGAGCCGAGAAGUACUUCACGGGAGCCAUAGAUGAAGAACUUAACAAGACUGCUCAUUAUCGAGGUUCAAACAGGCCACAAGAGAAACAUGAAGAACCGUGCCCUAAACCUAAACUGACAACUCCCCCGUCUGGGACUCCGAGCGUUCGUUCUGAAUCGAGUUGGAACAGCCAGAGAGGGUUAUUGGCUAGUAAUGGCAACGAACAUAGAAAGAAAACCAGGGUCAAGAGCUUGUUUGCUAGUCUUGGUUGCAAUUGCAAUGACAAUGCUUCCGUCAAGGUCACCAACAACAAAGUUCGCGUGAAUGAAGCCGUGAAACCGCCUGUUAAAACUGGUGAUUUGGCUCACAAAACAAAGUCGUUGUCGAACAGAUGGGCUGACGAUGAUGUUCCCAUGAAGAAGUUUGAGUUCGAUGAGUUGAAUAUCAAAAGAGAUGACUGCUUCACCUUCCCGGUGUUAAAUUCUUCAAUGGCAGAUGGGAAACAUUCGGAGCCACCAGAACUUGAGCUACACUAUUCAUCGGAGGUAUUUGGUUCUCCAGGGAAGAAGUCUUUUAGCCUGGAGAGAAAACUAACAAUGUUGAACUGGGACGGAGUGACUCCACGAGCGGACAUUAUAGACAUUUCAAGGAACGGUGGACACAAUGACACAGGAAGCGAUGCGAGCUCAGACUUAUUCGAAAUCGAGAGCUUCUCCACUAACGAGAACAACUCGUUUCUUUCUCGCCAAACAUUAGAGAAUUCUGAAGGAAGGCCAAGCAAUGUCAACGGGUAUGCACCGAGCGAGGCAAGUGUUGAUUGGAGUGUCGUUACGGCCUGUGCUGCUGAUUUCUCAACUGCUGACGAUUUCGCAGUCGCUCGAACUGUUAAAGCAAAAGGAGAUACGGAGAGAGUCAAAGGUUCCGGUAUUCUUUCAGGGUGUCAUAGUCACAAGGCAGUGCGAGUUUCCGGUGAUGAAUAUUGUAUGACAGGUGGCGGCGAUAAGGUGGCAGGCAUAGCGGCCCCCUCCAGGAGGGAAUGGUGCCGCCGCUUGGAUUCUGUCACACCAAUAGCUAAAAUCCACGCAGACACCAAGCUAGUAGGUGUGGGGUCUGAUUCAAACAGAGGCCAAAAUGGAUUUGGCACUACACGUUCUGUUCCCAGGAUGCAUGCUUCAAAAUACUUGUAUAGUAUUCAACAGCAGUAGGGACGAUAUUUGGUGUCAUAAGUCAUUUUGAGUAAUAUUUGUUAUGCAGAUAUUUCAUUUUCAUCAGUAAAUUCCAUUGAAGCAAUAUCCAUUUGUAACUAGGAUCUCUAUCAAUACAGUUCUGCUAUUUCUAAGGAAGAAAACACAAGGUUGUUAUCGGGUAUUUGUGUGAAAGAAAAGCCGAGUAUGAGUAGAUGCGUGCAACAAGUGCAUGCAUUUGGAUUUACCAAUUGGAAGCAAUCUUACACAUGAAAACGAUAAUAAAAAAACAAGGAAUUUUUUCCUCAAAUGCAGCUAAAAUGUCGAUAUCAUACCAGCAGAGUAGGAAACGAGGGAGCUUUCAAAUAUACCGAUAGAGAGAUCCACAUAUUGCCACGUGAUAGAAAAAGCUAAGUUGGAAUGCUACGCUCUUAUUCAAAGCUACUUUAAAAUGUUGAUGUCAUGUUCAAAAGCGAAGAUAGAUUUUCUAAAGCAUGCAAUGUGUCUACGGCCCACACGGAGGUUGAUGAAAGAUUCAAGAGACAUGAAGAAGGUGGUUGAAGGAUCUACUGGGGUAGUUGUGUAGAAAUUUCCUUGUAAAAGAUUUUUUUAGAUAGCAUCCAUUCACUUAUACUACAGUACUUGCCACAUCGUAUUUCGAAGACUCUACUUGAAAUGGGCCAUACCAUCAUUUGUAAUUCAUCAAUUAUUUUUUGCA
This is a messenger RNA of Lactuca sativa (garden lettuce), 2328 nucleotides long. RefSeq names its product protein PHYTOCHROME KINASE SUBSTRATE 1. NCBI's taxonomy places the organism in Eukaryota, Viridiplantae, Streptophyta, Magnoliopsida, Asterales, Asteraceae. The record is from RefSeq and is a predicted model, not a curated record. Gene Ontology annotation, biological process: phototropism.